Molecule: messenger RNA, 1851 nt
Organism: Phlebotomus papatasi
Lineage: Eukaryota; Metazoa; Arthropoda; Insecta; Diptera; Psychodidae
Product: putative fatty acyl-CoA reductase CG5065
Exons: 3
Coding region: 202-1752 (516 amino acids)
Biological process (GO): long-chain fatty-acyl-CoA metabolic process
Cellular component (GO): peroxisome
Molecular function (GO): alcohol-forming very long-chain fatty acyl-CoA reductase (NADP+) activity
Source: RefSeq, a predicted model, not a curated record
AAAACUCAUUUCCUCAACCUAGUUACUAACUGCAUAUUAAUAUUUUUACACUGUGUUUGAGUCAAGGGAUCAAUGAUUAUGCAAAUUAAAAAAAAAAUAACUUAGAAAACUGUGUCAAUGGAUUAGAAGUGUCGUGGAAAUUGAUUUAGUCCCAGGAAAAUUUAGUUGUCUUUCUGUGAUCAAGUGAGAUAGUUGAGGAUCAUGAAGCCUUUUGAGUUACCUGCAAUUGCUGAUUUUUUCCGUGGUCGUGAGAUUUUCAUCACCGGUGGAACGGGCUUCCUGGGAAAGGCCAUCAUAGAGAAGAUCCUGUAUUCUUGUCCGGAUGUCAAGAGGAUUUAUUUGCUGCUGAGAUGCAAGAAAAGUGUUUCUGUGUGUGAUCGUCUUGUGAAAUUCAAGAGCAACCAGAUUUUCAAUCGGGUCCGGGAGAGAGAUGAGAGUCUCUUGGAUAAAAUUGAAGCACUGCCUGGAGAUUCGAUGUGUCUGAAGUUGGGAUUGAGUGAGGAAGAUAUUGAGAAGAUGGAAAAUGUCUCGGUGAUAAUUAAUAGCGCUGCAAGUGUUCGUUUUGAUGAACCUCUUGGUCAGGCGGUUUUUAUGAAUACGAGAAGUGCCCGGGAACUUUGUUUGAUUGCUGAGAAGUUGAAGAAUCUCAAGGUUCUUGUGCACAUCUCAACGACUUACUGCAAUACCAAUUAUCCGGUGAUCGAGGAGAAGGUUUAUCCUCCGUUGGCCGAUUGGAGGGAAACCAUCAAAAUGGCUGAGAGUGUCGAUACGGAUAUCUUGGAGAUCAUUGCGAAGAAGUAUAUGGAUUUCCAGCCCAAUACCUAUACUUUCACCAAGCAUUUGGCUGAGCAGAUCAUGAAUGAGUGGUCAGGGAAACUUCCCAUCAUCAUCUUUCGUCCAUCAAUCAUAACUCCUUCGGUUAAGGAACCGUUUGAGGGAUGGGUUGAUAACUUUAACGGAAUUACGGGAAUUUUAGCAGCAGGAGGAUCAGGUCUAGCUCGAGCUCUCUACGGUUCAACAAAGGUCAAAAAUAAUUUUCAGCCUUUGGACGUCUGUGUCCGAUCUCUUCUCGUGGCCACGUGGAAACGUGGAAGAGCAAUCGGUAACGAGAUGGCUGUGUACAAUUGUGCCUGUAGUAAGGAGAGGGAGGUUCAGAUUGGUGAAGUAUUCUCCAACUGCUGCAAAAUUUGUGUAGAUGUCCCAUUGGAUGAGAUGAUAUGGCUACCAAAUGCUACAUUGACAACAUGCUUCUAUUUUUACAAGAUCAUUCUAUUCCUUUUUCAAGUCUUUCCAGGAAUGAUCUUUGAUCUUGUCCUGAAGAUGAUUAAAAAGAAACCCAUUGCCCUGUUCAUCAUGAGAAAAUUCCAUUUCGCGUCAUCUUCAUUGUCCUAUUUUAUGUUUAGGGAUUGGUUGUUUGUCAAUGACAACUGCUUCAAUCUGAUGAAUGACAUCAAGAAUGAAGAUAUGGAAGCAUUUGGAUUUGAUUUCUAUGAGAGCAUUGGAAUAAUGGAGUACAUGUAUCAAUCGUCUUUGGGUGGAAGGCGAUAUCUGAUGAAUCAACCAGAUGAGAAUCUACCGCGAGCUAGAAGAAAUUAUCGGAUCUUUUGGUUGCUCGAUCGAGGAGUGAAAUUGAUCUCUUGGACCAGUUUGAUUUACUUCCUGAUCACACGAUUCGAUCUUCUCAAUUUUUCCAAGGAUAACAUUCUACUACAGCAAUCUCUCAACUUCCUCAACAUUUCUUCCAGUUUAUAAACAAGGAACUGAACGUUAACUAACUCUAAAGAUUUAUGUAUAAUCUUUAAAUAUUCUAUUAAGUUUGCUAAUAAAUAAAAUAGUUGAUAAUAAAACUCA